CUUGUCGGUUGGUCUCCCUUCUCACCUGCCGUCCGUCUGGAUGCUGUCAUUUGUGGUUUUGGCAGGGCAGCUGCUGCUGCUCAUCGGGGGCGCUGUGUUUGGCUCCCUGGUGCUGCUUCUGCUGCUGGUGAAAUGGUGGCUGGAGAGGCCGCUGAGGCAGCCCAUAGGGCGUGUGAGGGCGGGAGGUCCGUUCAAGGGCCAGGCGCCGGACGAUGACACCUAUGAAGGUAGGUGUGGAAGGAAGGCGCAAAGAUCUGUGUGUGCAUUGUGUGCGUCACGUCGGUCGUGGUUCGGUUGCAGUGUGCAUCGUGGGUGCUGGGCCUGCCGGGUCGUCGUGUGCAUACUUCUCUGUCAAGGUAAGCCGCUAUCGACACACCAAUGUGCGAGCGGAUCUUAUCUCUCCCUGUGUGUGCGUGGUUGUGUGUGUGUGUGUGUGUGUAGGGCGGCGUCAAGACGCUGCUGUUGGAGCGGAAGACCUUCCCGCGCGACAAGUACUGCGGCGAUGGUGUGUGCACGCCCGCCAUCAACAUACUCGAGGAGAUGGGCGUCAUGAAGGCAAGCAGCAGACAGACAACCGCUGACACCACACGAGGCGGGGCCAUCUGCACACGUGGGCUGGCGCAUGCGUGUGUGUGCAUCUGUCUGUUAACACAGACCCUGAAGGAGAACAACGAGGUGAAGUUUGCCGAUGCGGGUGGGCUUGUCAGCCCGGCCGGACUCUCAUACAUCGGUGGGUCAACGAGUGAGUGAGUGGAUGGAUGGAUGGAUAGGCAUAGGCAGCCUAGGCAGAUCAUUUAUUUGGUGCUUGCUUUGAUGGGGCUGGCUGGGCUGAUCAGGUGCGUCGGUUGAGAAGCUGGGCAACGCUGCCGCGUGUGCGGUGAAGCGGCUGCAUCUCGACAUGAGGAUGGCAUUCGCCGCAAGGGACGCUGGUGCGCACAGCACACAGACAGCCCAACAGCUGCGCUGCGUGGGAAGAGCACAAUAUAAUGAGGCUUUCCUGUUCCUCUAUCUAUGUGUGUGCAGGUGCGAGUCUGCUGGAGGAGCAAGACGUGAUUGGCGCCGAGUUCGAUGACAGCCGGGGGAUCUGGACCGUCAAGACGGAAGCAGGCAGGCACAGCACAGCACAGCACAGCAGGGCCACACUGGCUGACACACACACGAGGAUGGCAUGGCAUGAGUGCAGGUGCGAGCUACAAGGCCCGUCUGCUGGUGUGCGCCGACGGUGCACCUUCCAGGCUCGCCACCAAACUCGGAUACUGCACGUAAGUGGAGUUGAGUGAGGGACAUCUAACCUCACCAAACACACUGCACUGCCCGUCAUUGUGUUGUGUUGUGUUGUGUUGUGUUGCGAUGACUGCAGUGAGGCGCCCAAGGGGAUAUCGAGCCGUGCCUUCAUUAGCGGCAAACACAACACCAACUUCGACGGUGUGUCCUCCAGUCAGGCAGUCAGGCAGACAAGCGACUGACAGACGUGUGUGUACCGUACGUGUGUGUGCGCUGCUGCGCUGUGCUGUGCUGUGCUGUGCUGUGUUGGUGCGUCGCGUCAGGUGUGUGUUUCUACUUGAAGGGGGCGCUGCCGGGUUAUUGCGCCAUCUUCCGGCACCCCAACGAUGAGCUCAACUUCUGCUACUACCUCAUUCCGUGCGGCAAAGAGGUACGUACAGAGAGAGGCACAUUAAUUACAUUGCCACACCACACCAUCACACAUACGCUGGGCGAACGAACACCGAUAGACACGAUGUGUGUGUGUGGGGGGGGGGUGGGUGCCAGGGCAUGUGUGGCGACGUUAGUGAGAAGGAUUUGCCCAGGCUGCACAACUACGCCAUCAAGGAGGACCCAUUCGUCAGUGCUGCCAUCGGCAAACAAGCCAAAAUCGAACCCAUGAAGGCAGCAGCGGUGAACACACAACACAAGCCAUGGAAACAGACGCAUGGACAGACAGACAGACAGACAGACAGGCACGUGUCUGUGUGUCGUUCGUUUGUCAUCCCCAGCUUCGCCUUGCGCGUCAAGGGGUGUCCAAGAGUUACGGCCCUCAGCUGCUGAUCGUGGGUGAUGCGGCCGGACAAUGCGACCCACUCACCGGUAAGUAAGGCUUGGCUUACUCACCGACGUCGCAAGAGCUCAUUCAUACACACAAGGAGAUUAGAUAGAUCACCAUGUGUGUGUGUGUGUCUGUGUGUGCUGUGUCUCUGUGUGCAGGUGAGGGCAUUCACACGGCCAUGAUUGGCGGCAAACAGGCGGCCCUGACCAUCAUCGAAAUGAGCAGGGAAGGCGACUACUCGGAGGAAUCCUGCAAGGUACGUACGGUACCUUGCGUACCUGACUCAUGUCAUGAAAACAUCCAUCCACAUGUGAUGUGCAUGUGUGUGUUGUUGCUGUGUUGUGGUUGGUGGAUUGGAUUGUUCAGGUGUAUGAGGACCGCUGGCUGAAGGAGUUUGGCCACGACUUCCCCAUCGUAUGUCAUCGGUUGCACACCACACACGCCCGAAAGACAGACACCCCUCUGCUGCGCUGCAGUGCACAUCAUCACACAUGAAUGCCUUUCUGCAUGCAUGCCUGCCUGCCUGCCUGUGCUCACUCAGUCGGUGAUGGGUUCGUGGCUGCUGUGGAAGUGCCCCAUGCUCAUCGACGCUACGGCAGCUGAAAUGCAGGUUAGUGAGUUAUGGAUGGAGCACGAAACCCUAUCUAUCCGCAUGUGAUGUGUGUGCUGUCUGUGCUGUGUGUGCAUGUGUGCAGCGUCAGGGCGACAAGAUGCUUGCUCUCUGGGCGGAGCUCAUGACGUGCAUGAAACCCAAGGCAAGGCAGGGCCCUGCACGCCAACCCAAUAACACAUUCGCACACGACAGACACGUGCCCCAUGUCCCCAUGUAUGUUGUGUUGGUGUGUCGUUUGUUUUGUGUGUCACUCCUCACUGAUCAGACGUAUUUCCUGCACCCGUCAAUCGCGCUGCCUUUGGGUGUGGCUGUGGUGCGGCGGUACCUCUCCACCCUCAUCUUCGGAGAGGCCAAGCGACAGCUCUAGAGUCUAAGGGGGCACCUUUAGCGCCCUGCCCAACAAACACUCCACACACGCGAAACGAGACGGGGGCCAGUUUUGUCUGUCUGUGGUGGGGGAGGGAGGGAGGGAGGGAGGGAGGGAGAAGUCAGAGCAGCGAGUGAGUGCCCUUUUUCCGUUUCGUUUCGGUACUUUGUCAGCGGUCUGUCUGUUUUGUCGGAGGGAGUUGCACCAUACAUUUGCUUUGUUCUGCUUGCUCUAAGCCGCUCGUGUGCCUGCCGCCCUGUCUGGUCACUCACCCACCCAGACAGACAGCAGAGACAUGCGAUGCAUGCGAUGCGUCGGGUCGGAUGGGCGUCGCGUGACUGACAUGUGCGCUGCGCGUAGAAGGGAAUGAAUGAUAAGUGAGGGCAAUGUAAUGUUUACCUUUGCCAGCCGCCUGGCACCAUGUAGGUGUGUCUGACCGACGAAAUAUACGGCAGUAGUAGUCAGUCGCUUGAGCGUGCAUAUAACCCGCCCCUACCUGCACUGCAGUCACUUGCUGUCUUGUCUGUCUGUCGUGUCUGCCCCGCCUCCCCUCUAUUUUGCCUGGGGCGUGCAGUGCACAGUUUUGUGAUCUGAGUGUACAGUGCGUGAGCGUGUGAAGCGACGGCCCGGUACACGCGCCCUUGAAUACAGUCCAUUUUGCAGCCCUAACAACAGUUUUUAUGACCAGCAAAGCUAAGGACGGGUGACCUGGGGAAAAGAAAUAGGAUGCACCGCAAGAAGAACAAGGCGGCGAGGAUUCGGAACAGGAGAAUGGGGCGAGAAUGCA
Molecule: messenger RNA, 3811 nt
Organism: Vitrella brassicaformis
Lineage: Eukaryota; Vitrellaceae
Source: the annotation of a GenBank genome assembly